UUCUGUAUGUAAGUGGCAAUGAGAAAGAGCAUCUUUUUGGCUGAAAGGAGACAUUUAGAGAGGAUGUGGCUGAUUUUUUGUUUUUAUUUAUUUUUGUCUUCACAGAAUAUAAUCAAAUGAGACACCUUAGCCAGCCUGGGUGAUUGCUUCGAGUCUUGUAAUCAUCUGUGUAGCAAAGUGGGUAAAAUCAUUCAAUUUCUUCCCUGCUGGACCUGGAAGGAGAGGGGCUGUGUGUUCAUCCCCACCCAUUAGCUAUGCCCUCUUUUCUCUGAAUGUCGAUUUAAGGAAGCAAACACCUGUAUUCUGCCACCAUACCUUCCUAGAAAACUUUGAAGACCAUUUUUAUCUGAUAGGAAGAACCUCAAGAAUGCUCUGAUCUCUAGUGAUGAAGAAUCUGGGAGUGGACACUUUCCCCAUCCAGAUACAAUGCACUUUAAAUGAAGAAAAACUGAGCUGAACUACAAGUCUGUUUCCUAUGGUGCUGGAUUACUCCUCCAGAGCUGCCCUGACAUCCACCGUGCAAGAGGGCUCUGACAGACACAAGUCACCUACUGAUUGUUGCACUUAACUCUCCCUGGGGACUUACAUUUUGGGAGUGUUCCUUUUUACAUGAGAUCUUCCAAGAUGAUGAGUUCUAAUCCUGAGGAAGACCCUUUGGACACAUUUCUCCAGUAUAUUGAGGAUAUGGGGAUGAAGGCCUAUGAUGGCUUGGUUAUUCAGAAUGCGUCGGACAUCGCUCGAGAGAAUGACCGCUUGAGGAAUGAAACAAACCUGGCCUACUUGAAGGAAAAGAAUGAAAAACGACGAAGGCAAGAAGAAGCAAUAAAACGCAUAGGUGGAGAAGGAGGACGAGGCCACGAAGGGAGCUACGCCGGCAAACACUUCCGCAUGGGAUUCAUGACGAUGCCUGCUCCUCAGGACCGACUUCCCCAUCCUUGCUCCAGCGGCUUCUCCGUGAGGUCACAGUCCCUGCACUCGGUGGGGGGCACAGAUGAUGACCGCAGCUGUGGCUCCCGAAGACAACCACCCCCCAAGCCCAAGAGAGACCCGAGCACCAAGCUGAGCACCUCAUCGGAGACAGUCAACAGCGCAGCCACCAGUAAGAGCGGGAAAGCCCCCGAGCGCUCCGAAGUUUCAGCCAAACCGAGACCCAAUAGUGACGAGUAUUCCAAGAAGAUUCCUCCUCCAAAACCGAAACGGAAUCCGAACACCCAGCUCAGCACGUCUUUUGAUGAAACGUACAUGAAAAAGCACGCGCCCCGGAGGACCUCGCUCACGCGGGACGCCUCCCUCUCCCAGAUGAGCAGCCCCGCGGGGGACCCCGAGGACGAGGAGCCCGUGUACAUCGAGAUGGUGGGGAACAUCCUCCGAGACUUCAGGAAAGAGGAUGACGACCAGAGCGAGGCUGUCUACGAGGAAAUGAAAUACCCCAUUUUUGACGACUUGGGCCCGGACUCCAGAUGUGACCUUGACCAUCACAGUUGCUCUUCGCAGUGUGCUACUCCCACCGUGCCUGACUUGGACUUCGCCAAGUCCUCAGUGCCAUGCACUCCAAAGGGUUUGCUUUGUGACAUCCCCCCGCCCUUCCCCAACCUGCUUUCCCAUAGACCCCCCCUGCUGGUGUUCCCACCUGCCCCGGUGCAGUGCUCCCCCAAUUCUGACGAGUCUCCGCUCACCCCGCUGGAGGUCACCAAGCUCCCGGUGCUGGAAAACGUGUCUUACAUGAAACAGGCCGGAGCGUCUCCAUCCUCGCUGCCCCCCCACGCCUCCAGCCACCCUAAACUGGACAAGGACCAGAGCGGGGCCCUGGGACCUGCCGCCGCCGCCGCGCUCUCCUCGUCCCCACCCCCGCCGUCCGCUUUGUACCGAACGCAGUCCCCCCACGGCUACCCGAAAAGUCACUCGGCCUCCCCGUCCCCUGUGAGCAUGGGGAGGUCCCUCACCCCCCUCAGCCUCAAAAGGCCUCCCCCCUACGACGCCCUGCAUUCUGGCAGCCUCUCCAGGAGCUCUCCAUCAGUGCCUCAUUCCACCCCCAGGCCAGUGUCGCAGGAUGGGAGCAAGAUGGUCAACGCCUCCGUCAGCACCUACGGGGCGGCUCCCUGCGGCUCCCGCUCCAGGACGCCCACCAGUCCUUUGGAAGAACUAACCAGCCUCUUUACCUCGGGGCGAAGCCUGCUGAGGAAGUCGUCCAGCGGCCGCAAGUCGAAGGAACCCGCAGAGAAAUCAACAGAGGAGCUGAAAGUGCGAAGCCACAGCACAGAGCCACUGCCAAAGCUGGACAGCAAAGAGAAAGGACACCAUGGGGCAUCUUCCAGAGAGCCUGUCAAAGCUCAGGAAUGGGAUGGAACACCAGGGCCACCUGUGGUCACCAGUAGACUGGGAAGAUGCUCUGUGAGCCCCACCUUAUUAGCAGGAAACCACAGCUCAGAACCGAAAGUAAGCUGCAAACUAGGCCGGUCUGCGUCCACAUCAGGUGUGCCUCCUCCGUCAGUUACUCCUCUCAGGCAAGCCAGUGACCUGCAACAGAGCCAGGUGGCAUGCAUGCAGUGGGUUCAUGGAGACCAUACAAUGCUUGAGAUGAUUGAGAAAAAGCGUUGCUUGUGCAAGGAAAUAAAGGCUAGACAGAAAACGGAAAAGGGUCUUUGCAAACAGGAUAGCAUGCCCAUCCUGCCCAGCUGGAAGAAGAAUGCAGGCGCAAAGAAGUACAGCCCUCCACCCUAUUCUAAACAGCAAACGGUAUUCUGGGAUACUGCCAUAUGACUGUGUACAGGAUGGCGUGAGCUCCACAUGACUUAAUGUGAAGAGGGAGGUCGACUCAUCAUGUGCUAAGUAACUGUUCAGUAUCUUUUCUGUUGGAAUGGAACAUCAGCACUUCCCUGGAAAACUCAUGGGAAGCUGCGCUUACGCACGGCAAGUGCAAAAUAAAAUGUAUAUUUCCUUGCAAUUAAGGCACACUUAUUUAUCACGGAUUAUUUUGAAUCCAGGAAGAGAUUAAGAUGUACAUAUUUUACUAGUUUAUGGGUGACACCUGAAAUAAUACACAAUAUACGUAUAUAAAUGACAGAAAUAUCAAGAGUUUUACUAUAUGAUAUAAUUUUGGUAUUAACUGGUUUGUUAUCUUCUCUUUUAUAUAUGUAAUCCCUUGAUGCCUUUUAUUAUUAAUUUUGCAGUUAAACUACCUUUUUCUGCCCAUAUUUGUCUUCUGUACAAGAGCUCACAGCUAUAAACCAUGUUCAAUCACACAAUAUAUGAUCUGGUGCUAGUAAAGUAUAUGUUGAAUAUCAUAGUCAUUAAGAACACAUGUUGUUUCAUAUGUUUUUAAGAGUUUGACAGGGAAUGCAUGUGAGUGUGAUGCUUAAUGCGAUGCUUAAUUUGGAUGUUCACAUGACAUCGACACCAACAUUUUUGCUACACUGGCUUUCUAAGAAUUUCUAUUGAAUAUCAUCUUGAUACUAAACAAUGGUUAGUCAGACUCCACAUGAAGUUAUUAGGAUAUCUUUGGACAUCCCAGCAGAAAAAAUUUCCUUCAGAAAUGACAUUAGGGAUGCCCAUCCUUGCAUCAUUGAUCUGAUUGGAGGAGACCAGGUUCACUGUGACAAGGGAAGCAACAAGGAAUCAAAAGUUAAAUAGUGAGAUGACAUUCAAGAAGCUGGGACCUGUGGCAUUGCAGCCACUGUAAUCACUAUUUCUAAGUAAAUUCUCAUGUGUCUGUUUGUCCCCUCUCCCAUUCCCUCCCCCCAAAAAAAAAAUGAGAAAUAAAUAUUUAACCAGGUGCGUUUACAGAUUUUAGUACACUAAAUGUCAAUCCUCCUCAAAAUUUAGGUCUAUUAACGAAAUGGUAUUUCUUGUACAUUUUUUCACCCUAGUUAUUACCACAUUUUUGGGUCACAAUCUUCUGUGCAUGAGUAUCACACCCAUUCCCACUAAUUAUGACACCGUGACCAAAGAAUUAUGACCACUUGUUUAUUUCAUUUUAUUUCAAGGAAGAAACAGGAAAAGCAGGGGAUCGGGGACGGGGUGGAUUCAACUUUAUGAGGUAGUAAAAUUUAUGUUAAACAAAUUAUAUAUAUCUUUUAAGAAUAGCUUGUUAGUUGAAUAUAAAUAUUGCCACAAAUGAAUAAAAAGGCAACUAUCACAUAUAUUUUGUAUAUUUAAAUUACUAUUUAUGCUUCUUAAAAUUGACAGUAUGUGGUUCUUUAACAAUCAAUUGAGUAUUAUAUUUCUGAGAGACAAGGUACGUGUUAGAAGUUAUUGUCAUAGUGGUUUUCCUUGUAAGGGUUUUGACAGCAAUAGUGCAGUGUUGCUCAAUAAAACCAAAUAUAGCAGGAGUUAGGGAACUUUUGUAAUCUAUAUUCCUAAAAAAUCUAGUAAUACUUUAUCAGUAAUAGUUCCUUUCAAGCCUUUGAAAUCUUAUAAUUUUUUAAGAUUUUAUAAUUAAUGUAUAUUUUGAUGUCCAAUUAGAAUUCUGAAAAAAAAAAUAAGGAAAAGGUAAGUGGGAGCAUGUGUAUUUGUCAUGUGUGUGUGAAUGAGGACUCAGUGGGAGAACUGUGUACAUAAAAUGCUUUCUAAAGUUUUAGGUUUUGCUUGUAUACCUGAGGUGGUAAAAACAAAUAAAAAGCAGAACCACAAGUUCAGGAAAUCUUGGAGGGAUCUUAAGGAGCUUAAAUAAACCCUGUUGCCAUAUUUCACCAGUUAUGAAACCCAAUAACUCAUGGGACACAAAUCUGAGUGAUAAAAAUGUGUUAAGAUAAAAUCAUAAUUAAAAUAAAAUGUAUUAAUAACCCAAGUUGUUAUACUGAUUCAAGUCAUUAGGACCACAUACACUCAAGCCAAUCAAUCAGACAUCAGACAUCAGUUCUUAGCAUCUUGAUUAUGAUCUUGGUUUAUUUAUUAUAUUCAGGCUCCAUAGGGUCAUGAUUGGAUAAUUCCCUGGAACUUAUAUUUAGGUAACAUGUGUAAGCACAUUUUCAGCUGCUGAUCUUCUCCAUAUUUCUCUGACUUAAGCAAAAGACUUUUUAAUGCUGGCCAUUUGUCAAGAAGGAAACAGGGGUACUGGCAUGAUUUGGGCUGGAUUUAGCCAUUCCCAUUUAUUCUGCCCAACUUAUGCUGUUGCCGAGUUUCACGUGUUCCUUUUUAUUUAUUUUUUUAUUUUUUAAAUACGUUUUAUUGAUUCCAGAGAGGAAAGG
Molecule: messenger RNA, 5186 nt
Organism: Myotis davidii
Lineage: Eukaryota; Metazoa; Chordata; Mammalia; Chiroptera; Vespertilionidae
Gene: NYAP2
Product: neuronal tyrosine-phosphorylated phosphoinositide-3-kinase adaptor 2
Exons: 7
Coding region: 610-2760 (716 amino acids)
Biological process (GO): phosphatidylinositol 3-kinase/protein kinase B signal transduction; neuron projection morphogenesis
Source: RefSeq, a predicted model, not a curated record